This is a messenger RNA of Trichoderma asperellum CBS 433.97, 2821 nucleotides long. The record is from RefSeq and is a predicted model, not a curated record. NCBI's taxonomy places the organism in Eukaryota, Fungi, Ascomycota, Sordariomycetes, Hypocreales, Hypocreaceae.
CAUCUUGUCGCACCACAACUGCUGCACCGUCUCUCGUUUCCAUCACUAGACCGUUUACCCUCGAUCCCUGCGUUGCAGUUUCCUUCAAUUCGAUCGCUCGCUCGCCUUUGUUGCUCUUCUUCUACUUCUAAUAUACCCCUGCAUUGCGCUGCUGCUAGUCCGAUUCAUCCUACGGCUUUCCUUAUCGAACCCCCAUGAUUGCGCCGCCGUCUCCAGAAGCGUCCAUUCCUCAGCAUUAAUUCCACUUCUCUUCUGGGGCCGGCCAAGAGACAAAAGACUUUUACCGACUUUUCUUGUCUCGUCUUUUGCGACCUCGUUCCUCAUUCUCCCCCCCCCCCGCAUUGACGGAGCCGCAGCUGCGCAGGUCGAUCCAUCUCUCGCUGCGCAUUCUCCCAAGCCCCCCAGCCCAGUUAAACAACAAAUAAUAAGACGCCGCGCGAGACUCGAGUUCAUCCCCGUGGCCCGCAUGCUCUAAUGGGUCAAUACGGUGUAAUUCUCGAUGCUGGCUCUUCGGGCACCCGUGUGUACAUCUACAAAUGGAAAGAUCCCGCAAAGGCCCUGAAGCAGGCUUCUGCCUCCGAAGCUCACAUAUUACCAAAGUUAAAACUCCAUAAGAGCAAAAAGAUUCACCCGGGCGUUUCUACAUUCGCCGAAAAUGUCGCCUCCGUCGGUCCUGAUCACUUGAAAGCACUUAUCGACACAGCCCUCGACGAGAUACCAGCAUCGCAAGUCUCCGAGACGCCCAUCUUCCUCCUUGCAACUGCCGGUGUUCGGUUCCUACCCAAGCACCAGCAGACAUCGCUGCUGGAAGGCAUAUGCACAUAUCUCAAAGCCAACACGCAAUUUCAGCUUCCCGACUGUGCGAGCAAUAUUCAGGUCAUCUCGGGUGAAACAGAGGGCUUGUAUGGAUGGAUCGCUGCCAAUUACCUUCUUGGAGGCUUCGACAAGCCUGACGAACAUGCACAUGGCAAGGGCCACCACACCUAUGGUUUUUUGGAUAUGGGCGGCGCAUCCGCGCAAAUUGCUUUUGCGCCAAACUCAACAGAGGCAGAAAAGCACUCCAAUGAUCUCAAGCUGGUUCGACUUCGACGACUGGAUGGCUCUCCCGCUGAGUACAAAGUGUUUACGGCUUCUUGGCUAGGCUUUGGUGCUAACAAAGCACGGGAAAGAUUUGUUGGGAGUCUACAGGAGCAGUACGGCAGUGCGAAGGGCGAUAUCCCAGAUCCCUGUCUACCCAAAGGCUUGCGGACCACACUCUCGGGCGAGCCGCUCUCUGGUAAGGCAUCAGACGAUGCGCUUGUUGGCACUGGCAUGUUUGAGGAGUGUCUGCGCAAAACUUACCCGUUGCUUGGCAAGGAUGCUCCGUGCGAAGACGAGCCGUGUUUACUCAAUGGUCAACAUGUGCCUGCAAUUGACUUUGAUGUAAACCAUUUCAUUGGCGUUUCCGAGUACUGGCACACGACACAUGGCGUCUUUGGCCAAGAGAGCACGGUCUACGAUUUGAUUGCGUACGAGCAAGAGGUCAAUAAUUUUUGCAGUCAAGAUUGGUCGGUCAUUGAAAACGGGCUUGACAAGCGAAAAAAGACUUUGGAGGAAAAGGCCGAGAACGCCCGAGAGGCCUGUUUCAAGGCGUCUUGGCUGAUCAAUGUGCUAUACGAGGGUAUUGGCAUCCCCCGCAUUGGCUUAGGAGAUACUCCCAGCCACAAAGUCAAUGCAACCAAAGCGCUGGAAAAAGCUAGAGACAAGGGAUUCUUGGAUCCUUUCCAGCCAAUUGAUACGAUUGGCGGCGUCGAAGUCAGCUGGACCUUGGGCAAAAUGGUUCUCUACGCCGCUGGACAAAUCCCUCCCAAAGAGUCGCCGCUUCCUGUUGGAUUCGGAAGCAAUACAGGAUCCGAAAUCCCGGCUGAUUUUGAAUUUGCCGGGUCCAAGCCACUAUUUUCAAAUAUAGAUGACGACUAUGACGAUGACGACGAUGACAUUCUUACGGGUCGGUCUAUGCCCUUCUCCAGCCUGUUGGUGUUGAUGUUGAUCCUGCUCCUUAUUGCCUAUCUCCUAAGGAAAAGCGAAUUAGGGUCCAGAGUGAUUAACAAGUUCCGGCGUUACCGCAAGGCCAGGAGCUCGUCUUUUGUGAGAAGGCUCUUUGGCAGAAACUCUACGCCAUAUGAAAGAAUAAUGGAAGAGGGGGAUGCGGCAGAGUUCGAGCUGGGAGGCACAGAGUCUGACGAAACCGAUGGUUCGGAUGGUGGCGAGGUGUCAAGAUCCGUUCGAGGUUCUCGCUUAGCUGGACCGAGACUGAAUUUUGAGCGAUUUGACGACCUCAGGCCACCGUCAGUGAUGGACAGGCAUGGCCUUGUUGUACGAACGGAUAGCUGCGAACGACUGGCCCCUUCACUCCAGAUGCUGAAUGCUGGCCGUCGCAGUAGGACUGGCAGUCCGACACGGUUGAAGAAUUCAAUAAUACCCCAAGAGAGCUAGUAAUGAUUGUAAGAGGACGAGGGCAAACUCUCUGAAAGGAAAGUCAUGAUUGUAUGUUGGACAUGUCAAAGCUCAUGCGGGGAUCUUACGGUUGUCAGCUUCACUUCGUUACACAAAAACCGCCUUGUUUUGGAAAGGAUGUAUAUAGGGGUCUUGGGUGGACAGUAAUAUAAUGUCUUCAAGCCGGCUUGAGGAAAGACAUUCUCAUUCAGAGCGUAAUGAGAACCUAUUAUAGAUGGUAGUAUUAUGUUUUGAACCACAGAUAUUUAAUUAGAAGACCGUCCAGUUGUAUACCUUAUUUAUAGAAUUUGACUUGGGAUGAAAUUUAAUACUUAAAAUUUUAAAU